Molecule: messenger RNA, 151 nt
Organism: Cetraspora pellucida
Lineage: Eukaryota; Fungi; Glomeromycota; Glomeromycetes; Diversisporales; Gigasporaceae
Source: the annotation of a GenBank genome assembly
AAACCGCACUCUAACCAGCCUUAUCCAAUUAACCUCAUCUGGUGGAAGACUUGAUGAAUCGCAACGAACUGCCAAAAUUGGAAUAGAAAAGUUAAAGGAACAAAUAUAUUAUAAGGGACCUUCAGAAAAGUUUCCAGAAACUCAACAUUAG